Molecule: messenger RNA, 1760 nt
Organism: Drosophila hydei
Lineage: Eukaryota; Metazoa; Arthropoda; Insecta; Diptera; Drosophilidae
Product: 4-coumarate--CoA ligase 1-like
Exons: 3
Coding region: 45-1658 (537 amino acids)
Biological process (GO): long-chain fatty acid metabolic process; fatty-acyl-CoA biosynthetic process
Molecular function (GO): long-chain fatty acid-CoA ligase activity
Source: RefSeq, a predicted model, not a curated record
AAUUUCAACCCAUCAAUCUUUGGCCUCAGCUAGUUGUAAUCAGAAUGCCUUACAAGCCAGAAAACACCUACGAUGCGGAUCGGAAAAUUUGGAGUGGACAGGAUGAACGUGAUUACUUUGCUCCCGAUUUGUCAAUAGGAGAGAUCAUUUUCCAUGAGAUGCGACGUCAUCCAAAGCUCAUAGCUCAAAUAUCUGAUACUGAAAAAACAGUGUUAACGCGGGAGGAGCUCCACUUGAACUCGAUGCGUGUGGCCAGUUAUUUGAGAUCCUUGGGAUUACUACAAUCGGAUAUUGUCGGAAUCAUAGCACGAAAUACCACACAUAUUUUUGCGGUUACCUACGGCUGCUUUUUCAACGGAAUUCCUUUCCACGCACUCAACAUACUAUACGAGCAGGCGACUAUUGAACAGCUCUUCAGUAUAACAAAGCCAAGCAUUAUCUUUUGCGAUGGCGAUGAAUACGAUAAGGUGAAAGCAGCUACAAAAAACUUGAACGUGAAGAUCGUUACAAUGCGUAACCAUCCGAUGGAAUCUAUUAGUAUUGACGAGGUUUUGGCUACCCCUGUGGAAGAGAAUUUUAUGCCUGCUCGGCUGGAGCAGGGGAAUCUUCAAACCCUCGCCAUUCUUUGCUCUUCGGGAACUACGGGUAUUCCCAAAGCAGUGACCAUCACGAACAGUCGCAAGAUCCUUAACCCAACCUCAUAUCUGACCACGGCGGACGUUCAGUACACGCAUAGUACUUUGGACUGGGUGACAGGUCUAAUAACAACGGUUACUUCUGCUGUCUACAGCACAAAGCGCAUUAUAGCUGAUAAUCCUUUCGAUCCAGCACGCUUAUUGCGAAUCAUUGCGGAACACAAGGUCACCUGGCUGAUGCAGGCACCUUCCCACUUGGCUAUGACAGCCAACUGUCCGGAAUUUGAGAACGCAGAUUUGCUAAGCAUACGAAGUUACUUCUAUGGAGGCGGUCGCUGCUCCUUAGAGGCGCAACAAAAAAUAAGGAGUCGAUUACGCCAUGAUUGUAUGAACCUGGCCUACGGCUUUACCGAAGUCGGAAGUGCGGUAUCUAAAAACUAUCACUUUGAUGAGAAGCCCAAUUCGGUUGGCCGUCUGAUGAAUGGCUUCAAGGUGAAGAUACUCGAUGAUCACGGAAAGCCCUUGGGACCAAACGAAGUGGGCGAAAUAUGCGUAUACUCUGGUCAAUAUUGGGCCGGCUACUAUGGCAACCCGAAGGAGUCGCACACAGUACGGGACUCAGCCCUAUGGUUUCAUAGCGGGGAUCUGGGCUACAUGGAUGACGAUGGCUUCCUCUACAUAGUGGAGCGGAAAAAGGAAAUGCUCAAGUACCAGAACAUCAUGUAUUAUCCACACGAAAUAGAAGAUAUCAUUUCUAAGAUGCCAGAAGUGGCAGAGGUCUGUGUCUUCGGCAUCUGGAAUGAAUUCAAUGGUGACGAGGCCGCUGCAGCUGUGGUUAAAAAGAUCGGAUCCAACAUACACGCACAGGAUGUGAUCGACUAUGCGAAACAACACUCCACUGCCAAGUACAAGCAUUUGCAUGGAGGAGCUAUCAUUGUGGACGAGCUGAAGCGAACUGUCAAUGGCAAGACCAACCGCCAGGCGACAAAGGCCUACUUUCUGGAGGUUAAAGAUAGAAAUUAAAGGGCUGAGAUUUAUUUUUAAGCAGAUUAGCACAAGUUAUGUUCAAGCACACUCCCACAACACUGAGCAAUCAAAUAAAUAUUUAGUUGAAUUACUUUUUAA